This is a messenger RNA of Stegostoma tigrinum, 1527 nucleotides long. RefSeq names its product small fragment nuclease (gene rexo2). The record is from RefSeq and is a predicted model, not a curated record. Bases 23 to 847 code for a protein of 274 amino acids. Gene Ontology annotation, cellular component: mitochondrion. Gene Ontology annotation, molecular function: nucleic acid binding; 3'-5'-RNA exonuclease activity. The transcript has 7 exons. Lineage: Eukaryota; Metazoa; Chordata; Chondrichthyes; Orectolobiformes; Stegostomatidae.
CAGGCCUUGCCGGCCGCCGGCGAUGCUGCGCACGCGCGUUCUCGGUGCCGGCUUUAAAGCCGCCGGCGUGUUCAUUGCUUGCAGCCGGCUGUCCCGGGGUUUUGCUUCGUGUCUUCGUUCCCGUCACUCGGCCUGUCCCAGCUUCCAGGCCCGGCUUAGCCGCAGCGAGCAGGAGCCGCUGUCUCCCAGCUCCGGCCCGCUCCUCUUAGCCCAGUCUCACGCCGCCAUGGCCGUCCAGAGUAUGGCCAAGAGGAUGGUCUGGGUGGAUCUGGAGAUGACUGGAUUGGACAUAGAAAAAGAUAAAAUCAUAGAAAUGGCAUGCAUUAUAACUGAUGCGGAUUUGAAUAUUUUAGCUGAGGGUCCACACUUGAUUGUCAACCAACCAAAUGAGCUAUUAGAUGGCAUGUCAGAGUGGUGUACAGAACAUCAUGGAAAGUCAGGCCUCACACAGGCUGUGCGGGAUAGUAAGAUCAGCCUGCAGCAAGCAGAAUAUGAAUUUCUCUCUUUUGUACGCCAGCAUACCCCGCCAGGCCUCUGUCCUCUUGCAGGCAAUUCAGUCCAUGCUGAUAAAAAGUUUCUGGAUAAAUACAUGCCACAGUUCAUGAAGCACUUGCACUACAGAAUAAUUGAUGUUAGUACAAUCAAAGAAUUAUGCAGACGUUGGUAUCCAGAUGAAUAUGAAGAUGCACCAAAGAAGAAAGCAUCGCACCGAGCAUUAAAUGAUAUCCGUGAGAGCAUCAAAGAGCUGCAGUUUUACAGAACACAUAUAUUUAAAGAAACCAAGGCAGAUGAGAAGAAGAGAAAAACUCAUCUAGAAAAUGGUGACAAUAGCAAGCAAGAGAGCUAGGACAAAAGGACUGACAUCUACAAAGCUUAUCCAGAAAACUGUCCCUGUUUACACUUUUUUUUGCUCCCAGUCACGUGUUGGACACUUGAAAAUAAGAUCUUUUCUGACAUGUAAUGUUUAAAAGCAGUAUCUCUAAAUUUAUUUCUGUUGUGUUUUUAGCUGCUUUAGUUACAGACUUCGCUCAAAUUUGUAAUAAAGCCAGGUUUCACUUUUUUGUUUCUUCUAGUUGGAGUCUUUGGCCUGUGAAACAACACCACAACAGUGUGAAUUUAGAACACAGCUGCUUUUUUAUUUCACAUUUUUCCAUAUAAAUGCAUAAUAAUUCUGGCAAUUUUUCUGCUUGAGUUUCUAAUUCAAUUCCAAUUUCCAUCACUGGUUGAUUAAGAAUUGUAUGCAAUUCAGUGUUUAUUACUGCACAUAGUGUGACUUUCUCUUGUUUUUGUUGCUGAUUUCAAGCUGCUGCCUAAUCAACUUGCCAGAAACUGGUUUAAUGUUUAAUCGUGUGUUGAAAUAGUGUACAUAGCACUGUGGAAUGAGCAGUCCUGAUUUAGCUAACAAAUAUUGUAAACACUCCCUGUUAACUUGUUCAUUAUCCUCAACUUCUGUUAGCACAAUGCCAUGAAAUUUAAAAAUCUAACCUCGAAUGCACUUAUUUUUAUUCUAAAUAAACUCUGCCUGUU